AUGUCGUCAUCUGACCCCACAAGCUCAUCCGGCAGCGACAGUGACAACAAUGACAACCAAGUUGAGUUGAUCGUAGCGGUUGUGGCAUUGGUAAUUUCAGUUCUCGCCUUCAUCAUUGCGAUUUUCCAGGCCCUCCAGCAAUACUACGCGUCGGCAACGGGCUACUCAUCAUGCACUCCAAAAGUCAUGGGAGAUUGGGCGAGGUUCACACGACGACGAUUCAAAUGGUACGAGUUCCGCUUUGAGGUGGAAUUUGAAGUUCCCGUCAUAUUCGUUGCGCCGCCGACGAACCCGCGGGGACCCCUCGGCGUGCACGACGACAAGGAGAUUACCUACAUGACCGGAACAACAGAUAGUUACAAGAAAACGUAUACCUGGGACCAGGAAGAGUACGACAAGCACUCCAAAACUUUGAGGGCUGGGAUGACGCGCCAAGCUAUCCACACCGCCGACAACGAGCUCGCAAACUGGACGAGUCUGCUCAUGGCUAUUCAGCGUAUGGAGAGGGAGUCUCGAACAUGGCAGGAUAAGGAGUAUUUCGGAUACAACCCUCAAUGGGAAGCCCAGACAUCGUGUCACCCGACCCAGGCCAGCACCACGGUACCCUACACUCUUACCGUUGGCAUGCAGAGGAAGAAGAAGUCUUGGGAUAGUAUGCCAGACAACAUGAAGAAACCUUACGCAACGACAACGAUCUCACAUCUGGUGGAAAUGGCGGCAAUGUUAGGCGUUCAUUGGAAAGAGUUUAACCGAAACGAAGACCGUUACCGAGGGCAGGGCAAUGGGUUCAGCAUCACCGGCUACGACGUCGACGAUCUCGGUGUUGUGUUUACAUUCGAGAAGACUGGUCCGACUUGGUUUCACGAGAACAGGGUAGUGCCGAACAAUAAGGUCAAGGAGCUCUGCUUUGGUUAUUGUCCGACGAUUUUCCGCCAGCAGAACAACGACAACUACAAGUACGCUGACGAACCAAAGGAUAUCGGAACGCUACAGCUUGGCAGCAUGUCGGCCAUUGCAGAGACUCUAGUGGUGAUCGGUUGUAACACUAACACUGUCCGGCAUUUCCGAAAGUCUACUCCAGAUACAAGACACAUCCAUCUCUUCCCAAUUGCUUUUGAGAUCCUAGGCAUGGUGGGUGCCGUCCUACAGAUCCCCGGCACGGCUUUCCGCAUGCUUCCCAACCCAACCAUUUGGCAUUGGGACCGGAAGUCAUUUUCACUGAGGACUUUCCUCAGCGACUACGUCCACAUAGUGGGUGAGUCGGCAGCAACAGAACCAAUGCUCAGAAGUACAGAAGGAUCUCGAAUUAGCGUGAUUCUCAAAGAAGCCGGCAAAAUCGAAGACAAGUUCGAAGAGCUCGAAUCUCGUGACGGCCCGGAAGCGAUUCUGAGACGAACAAACAACACCGAGGAAAGAAUCUACUCCAAUGACCUCGUCAUGGCUUUGCAUUCGGCCAUUUCGAAAUGCGACGAAUUCCUUCAGAGUCAAGAGAGGAUAAACCUUGUCCAAAACGUGCUCCGCGUGCACCUGCAAGAAAUCUUGCGUAUUUUGAACGACAAAGAAGGGGAAUACAAGACGGUUGUGGUCACUACAGGAGAUCAUGCUCGGUCAAAGAGGGACUCAAGACACGACCUUGUUGUUCCAGGAGCAUCCCCUAUCUUGAGGACGCGAGAGGAGAACGAGGAAAUCGAGAAGGAGAUAUCGCUCCUUCAGAAGCUGGAUUCCGCGUCUUCGAGCGAGAGGCAUGGUGUUCUAGCCGAAAUUUACCUUCUCUCGGUGCGCAAGCGGGUCAUUGAUGUUGUUUGCAAACAGCUGCGGGUUGAUAAAGCUCGUAAAGAGCGUGGAGCUAGAUCGAUCAUCUCUGAUGCUUCCACAGAGGUGAUCGCCCACGACCAGCAACAGCAGAUCAAUGAUGUGUGGUGCAUGCUUGUCUUCCGCAUGGUAUGCUGGUUGCUUCUGCAUGAUUUCCAUGGUAAGGAUAUCCAAGUUGAGAAGAGCGAGAUAUUUGGAAGCCGUCUGCCGGUUUACAUCACAUAG
Colletotrichum tamarilloi is the source of this 2037-nucleotide messenger RNA. RefSeq names its product modin. The transcript is spliced from 2 exons. The coding region runs from base 1 to 2037 and encodes 678 amino acids. The record is from RefSeq and is a predicted model, not a curated record. Lineage: Eukaryota; Fungi; Ascomycota; Sordariomycetes; Glomerellales; Glomerellaceae.